Messenger RNA from Anoplopoma fimbria (sablefish), 5153 nucleotides. RefSeq lists its product as uncharacterized. The transcript is spliced from 13 exons. The coding region runs from base 484 to 2283 and encodes 599 amino acids. Gene Ontology annotation, biological process: sodium ion transmembrane transport. Gene Ontology annotation, cellular component: membrane. The record is from RefSeq and is a predicted model, not a curated record. Lineage: Eukaryota; Metazoa; Chordata; Actinopteri; Perciformes; Anoplopomatidae.
UCUCUGUGGUGGCUCUGUUCUCCCAGCCUGCAGAAUAAGGGAAGCUUUGAGAGCUUUAUUUUGAAAAGAGGCGUGCUGCCUUUCAGCCUCUUAACUUGACAGCAGCCGGAGCAGCAAGGAUAGAUGGGACCACUUCUGUUACGUUACAAAACACCGAGUUGGGUGAAUUGGGAGGAAACGUGGGGCGCACUUUGCACGUGUAUGUUUUGUAAGAUAUCCUUGGCGCAUAUUAUAGGCUUUCAUUGAUCAUCGUGAAUAACAAUGAGUAAACAGACGCACAGAAAGGUAAAUGUGAGUAAAACAGAACAUUUUGACCUUUUUCUUUUUUUUAAAUCCGGGGACAAUUUGCUCUUGAGAGCCCUCUAAACGGAACCCAUGCUCUUGGUUUGGUAAUCAUUCAUCUCUCGGACGUCUGAUACAGUGAAGCGCUGUACAGAUUAUUGUGUUUAACAGAAAACCGUACAUUUUUACUGUUAAACCACGAUGGAGGUCGGUGGCGGAAAUCCAAAGAUGCCCCUUGGUGAGAGAGACUAUGCUUUGAAAUCCUUGGAUCCCAAAGUGAUCUCCGAGAGAGCAGCGAACGCAGAGCCGCAGAGACCCACCUGGAGCGGCCGGCUGGAGUUCCUCCUGGCGUCGGUGGGGUACGCGGUGGGACUGGGCAAUGUCUGGAGGUUCCCCUACCUGUGCUACAGCAGCGGUGGAGGUGCCUUCAUGAUCCCUUAUUUCACCAUGGUGGUCCUGUGUGGCAUCCCUCUGCUCUUCAUGGAGUUCUCUAUUGGGCAGUACACUCGUUUAGGGCCAGUGCAUGCUCUCGCCAAAAUCUGUCCCUUGUUAAAAGGUGUUGGCGUGGCCACAGUUGUUAUCUCCUUUGUGUUGUCCACGUACUACAAUGUGCUCAUGAGCUGGGCACUUUACUAUUUCUUCCACUCGUUCGGAGCGACCCUCCCCUGGACAUCCUGCAACAACACCUGGAAUGCUGUCGGAAACUGUUCCAGUGGUUUCCCUGGCAACACCACCCACCUGCAAUCGGCCAGCCAACAGUUCUUUGAUCACAGACUUCUGCAGAAAACCAGUGGCAUUGAAGAAGCUGGUGGCAUUUGCUGGGAACUCUUUGGCUGUCUAAUUUUCUCCUGGGUUAUCGUGUAUUUCUGCAUAUUUAAAGGAAUCAAAUCCACUGGCAAGGUUGUGUAUUUCACGGCUGUAUUUCCGUACUUCAUCCUGUUUGCACUGCUCAUUAAUAAUGUGCAGCUUCCUGGAGCCAAGGAUGGUAUCCUCUACUUUGUGACACCUGUCUGGGGCAAACUGUUUGAAGUGCAGGUCUGGGUUAAUGCCGCUGCCCAGGUGUUUAACUCCAUUGGAAUAGCAUUUGGCACCAUGAUUUCGAUGGCCAGUUACAACAAGUUCAACAACAACAUUCUCAGGGACGCUUUAAUUGUAUCAUUUACCAACUCAUUCACUAGUAUCCUGGCGGGCUUUGUGAUCUUCUCAGCUAUUGGCUACAUGGCUCAUAUACAUAACCUCCCAGUGGAAAACAUAGCUACAGAUGGUCCUGGUUUGGUGUUUGUCGUGUACCCGGAAGUCCUCUCCACCAUGCCUGUUUUUCAGCUGUGGGCCCCUCUGUUCUUCUUCAUGCUGCUGUGUCUGGGACUGGACAGCCAGUUUGCCAAUGUUGAGGUGGGUAUAACGUUCAUAAAAGAUGAGUUUGGCCCCCAAGUUCUGCGUUUCCUAAAGAGAGAGGAGCUGCUGACCCUGGCCAUUUGCAUCAUUGGCUUCAUCAUGGGGGUUCCUCAUGUAACCAAGGGAGGCAUCUAUGUGUUCCAGCUGAUGGACCACUACACCGCUGUGGUCUCCCUUGUGUUCCUGGCUUUCUUUGAAGUUGUCGCUGUAUGCUGGAUCUUUGGUACCUCACGAGUCUCAUUAAUGGUCAAGAGGAUGCUAGGAAAAACUCCAAACAUCUACUUUCGUGUGUGCUGGAUGCUGCUCUGUCCUCUGUUGGUGCUGUGUAUACUGAUCUCCAGCAUCGUCCAAUACACUCCUGCUCACUAUGGGGAGUACACCUACCCAGGGUGGGCUGAAGGGGUGGGCUGGGGCAUCUCAAUGGUCUCCAUCGUGUGGAUCCCACUCGGAGCCAUUCAAGAGGUCUAUAGCCACAAGGGCUCACUGCUACAGCGACUUAAAAAAGCAAUGAUUUCCACAAUCGACCUGGAUGCUGACGAAUCUUUGCCGGAAAAACUAAACCUGGACAACCCGGCGUCUGAAGCCUUGUUUACUUCAGUGGCAUGACGAAGCCAAGUCUGUGCGUCUGUGCAUACCAAACCCUGUGAUAGGGUCAAAGGUACUGUUUAGUAAUGGAAUAAACCAUAUGUACACUGAGAUACACAAUCUUUUAGUUUCUAUCAUACAACUAUAAUAUCCUAUUUGUUCUACCAAAGGACAGUUUCUUUACUGUAUCGUAAUCCUUACAUACAUGUGCAGUAAUUUAACAAGCUGCAGUUGACUUCAAUAGCAUACAAAAUCUUUUUCACCUUGUACAAGGUAUUUAUUAAAGAUCUUAGAUUUUGUCCAACAACUAAAGGUUAAUUUAUUUAAAUUAAUUUCAUUUGAACCCCCCUGUAGGUGUUCAUUUUAACCAAAGAUUGAAAUUUAAAUGAUUAUUUUCCUCCCUUUGGUUGAUUAAAUGCCUGCUGUAUGCAGUGAUGUUUCCUAAUGCAAUGUGUAAAUAAGACUGUAUUAUGUAUCCAUGGUAGAGGUUAUCAGUGACUUAUUAACCCUUUUUUAGCUACAUUUAUCACUUUAUCAUUUUAGUCACAAAUGUGCUGUAGAGGCCUAUCCCACUGGAGAGUCUCCUCCAGAUGCAGUGGUGAAAUGCAGCCUUUGGCCUUUUAACCCAUAAAACUGUACUGUUCUUUUUAAUGGUGUGUUCAGGCAAUCCUUUUCUAAAUGUAGAGUGAGUAUUUGCUAGGUUUCGGUGGUCAGCACCUAGAAUAGUCCAAUUAAAAAAGCACAGCAAUGUGUGAUAGAAGAGACUAAACAUAACCUAACAACCGUUUGUUUUUGAUGGCAGCCUGAUGUGUUGGUAAUCCCCAGACAUAACAGAAAAAGUUACAAAAAUAAAUGCACAAGUGUGCUUAGUUAAAAGUUACCCUUUAACAUUGUUGCUAGUCGUCUGUCUUGUGAAACAGAACUGUUCUAGUUUUUCUCUGUAUUUUACAAAUAGGGAAGCUGCCAAUACAAACUUAGAAAUGUUCCACUUUAUGAUUGACGUGGACUGCCUGAACGCAUCAUUAGUUUUGACCUAUGAGUGGCUAGACUGCCUCAGAUAUCCAAACACUCAGCAGACAAUGACACUUGAGUGUUUGGAUAUAUUUUAUCAUUUUAACUUUCCAGUGCCUGAACAGGUUUCAAGUGAACACACAUAAGCAGAGGUCUUAAAACAGAACUAUACAAAUAGAAUCUUUUCUCAGAAUAACAGACAAACAUGUUUUACAUGCAAUUUGAUUGUGAAUUUAUAUUAAAUGCAUUGUGUUGAGUUUUCAAUGCAAUUUGCGGCAAAGCUUGACAUAGACUCACUUGUGAGUGAUGUAAUCCAGGCAGGUUCCUGUUAUAUGAGGGUGAAUCAGUUCUCGGAUCUUGUCUGAUACAUACAGACUGAGUUAAUAUAAUUCUUUUCAGCAAUGCUUUUGGCAUUAUAUAACCUACCUUGGAGCAGGCCACUCACAAGAUUUUAGAGAUUAUAAAUGGUGCCUUUGAUCUUCUUCUACAAAGCUAAAUUGGGCUAAUGAGUGUAGCUAAUAUUGAGGAGGGCAACAUUUAUCUGGUAAUCCGGUAAACCUUCCAUUCAGUGUUCCAUAUUGUAUUGACCCAAAACCUGCAGUUAAUUACUGACUGUUUCAUCUCACACCAAAAGAUUCACUUUGGUGGAAACAUUAUUUAUUUUAUCUCAAGCAUUAACUUUGAGAUUGUUCCCUGGUGUUAGGUAGUUUAUUUUAGUUUUUUUAAAUGAUUGACCUCUUGAGAUUGUACCAGAUCGGGUAGAAAAGGGUUCAGUCAGUGUUGGACUGUUGUUGAAGUGUAAGCUUUGGGUUAAUAUAUUAUGUAGACAAACUGCCUUUGCUGGAAAAGACCAGAGGAGAUGUCUGUACUAUAAAUGGGAAAGUCAUGCUUUGGUGUAAGAUUGUCUAAAAUGUUGUGCCCUACUUUUGGUUAUUGGCCUUUUCUGUCUCACCAGGUAUUUUUAUCAAACAAACCCUCAUUCAGGAGUGCCUUUAACCCUGAGUACUGAUAACAUGCUCUGAUAAAAAAUAAAAUGCUCAAAACACCUGAAUAUAAUUUAAAACUGUGCAAGGAACAAUUUAAUACUUUCCUCAACGAUGAUAGAUGCAUUUUACACUGUAACACAAUUUAAAAAGUGAAAAUGCUGUCAAUCCAGUUUUGUAUUUGUUCUUUUUUGUGCAAAUAUAUGGCGUUAAGGGCAGUUUUUUUUUAUUUACAUAAGAGAAGCAAAGUGCCUUUCAUGAAAAUAUUUUGUUUUUAGAUCAUCUAUGUUGAAUUUGACAACCAAAACUUUUAUUUAAGAUGUUGCAUAUAUAUGCUGUGUUUUUGUAAGCUGCAUUAUUUUGCUUUAUGUCAUGAAUUGUAUCAAUUGUUUAAAUGUGCAAUGAGGAUUUUGAAGAGAAUAACACAACCAUUAGCCACGGUUUGCUGCUGCAGUUUGUGGCUGAAUAGAAACCUGCAGAAUCUGUUUGAUCGAUGAAACAAGAUUGUUCAUCCCUCAUUUCAAAUAACCCCUCAUAAUAUACAAUCUCAUUGGAAAUUUGUAACUUUGGCUGCUGUUACGUUAUUUUUUACAGUUCUUAGUGACUUCAUUAAAAGCUGCAGAGUUCUCCCAAAUUCUCACACUGACAGUGAACACGCUCAUCACACUUUAUGCAAAAAAUGUAAAUAAUUUUAAGGCGAGACAUUUCUUUAUUUUUAAAUUCAAGACACACAUGUGCUUUAUCAUGUUUUAUGUUCAUUCAAAUGAAUCCUACUUUAUUGGAUUUCAUUUUUGUUAUCAUGUCAGCAAAUAUGUUUCAUUUUUCUAACUGUUUUUAUCAUAAUUCUGCUGUGUUGAUUUGUGGUGUCUUAACAUUUUGUCAAAUAAAGAGCUUUCA